UUAAUGGAGGGAACUCAACUUUACAAACUCUCUUUCAACAAAGUACAGUAGAAAUUUAAAGAGUACAGUCCAAAACACAUACAGCUUCUGCUUCUGGCGCCAUUUCCCCUACCCAAAAAGAGGGACUUGUUCAAAAUCUUCUCUCUCUAGAACUGUCUUUCUCUCUCUGUUCCAUUUUUGUUGUCUCGGAGAUGGAGGACAAGGGGAGUGCCGGAUACGGGUCGGCCCCGUCCAACCCGGGGACGGAACCGGCACCGGCGAGCGGCGGCGGGGGGAUGGUGCCUCAGGUGAUGAGGAUGGCUGCUGUCGACACCGCAGGCGGUGGUGUUCCGGCGUCUGGAGCCGGUUCUAUGGCGAUUGUUCCCGGCGGAAGUGGUGAUCUGUCGGUGAAGAAGAAGAGAGGGCGGCCCAGAAAGUAUGAUUCCGACGGUAACUUGAGAGUACCGUAUGUUUCAACUACACCGCCACCGCCGGGGUUUACUUUUUCGCCGCCGUCUUCCGAGUUUUCUUCCAAAAGGGGCCGUGGCCGGCCGCCUGGCUCUGGCAACUGGCAGCUGCUUGCCUCUCUAGGUGAGCUGUUUGCGAACACAGCCGGGGGGGAUUUUACACCACAUGUUGUCACAGUAAAUACAGGGGAGGAUGUCGCAGCCAAGAUUCUUUCAUUUUCUCAGAAGGGUCCUCGAGGAAUCUGCGUGCUCUCUGCCAAUGGUGCUGUUUCUAACGUUACGAUUCGCCAGCCGGGUUCUUCCGGUGGACUCUUGACAUAUGAGGGCCGCUUCGAGAUAUUGUCUCUAUCUGGGUCGUUUACCAUCUCUGAAAAUGGCGGUGUAAGAAGCCGAACUGGGGGAUUAAGUGUCUCGCUGGCUGGUCCUGAUGGCCGUGUUAUUGGUGGCGGCAUUGCUGGUUUAUUGAUGGCUGCUAGCCCAAUCCAAAUGGUGGUGGGGAGCUUCAUGCCAAAUGGCUUCAAGGCACACAAAAGAAAGCACCAAUAUGAACCCAGAACCACUCCGGCAGCUCUAGGCUCCCCGGAUAUGGUCACCCAGGCGACGCCAAUAUCCCAAGCAGCACCUGCCAGGAGCUUCUCUCCUUUGCCAGCCUCUCAUUUUUCAGUACACGACCAUGGAGAAGCUGAUAACAACAUUGACAAACAUAACAUAAAUUCAACACCCGAUAGCGCUGAAUGGAAUGACUUGGAACCGGCAUCGCCUCAACGACCAUCUCCUGACAUCAAUGUGUCUGUGCUAGUAGAUUGAUUAGUCUGGAGGUAUGGGUUUUUUUUUUUUUUUCCCCCCCUCUAUUUUUCUUUUGGUCUUGUUUUCAUUUUUCACCCUCGUUUUGGUUCCUAACGUAAUGCAUGUUCUUGAAGACAAUAUUAGGGCUGGUAGAGACUCACAGAGGCUGAUAUUAUUAGUUACUAAGGCUAAUUUUAACUUGUUCGAUUCAUGUUGUAACAAAUAACAUUAUUGUGAAAGACUUUUAAACACUGCUUGGUGUUGUGUAGUAACAUAUUCCAGCCGUCAAAUUCUCUUCCAGAAUCGGUUGAAUCUUCGUUUUUCUGUUUCUUCGCAUUUUGGUGAUCAAUUCUUUGCUGCGCUUCUUCUCAUCGCAGCCAAUGUUUUAUGGGGUUUUAUGUCCUGCUUUU
Messenger RNA from Diospyros lotus (date-plum), 1642 nucleotides. RefSeq names its product AT-hook motif nuclear-localized protein 7-like. Gene Ontology annotation, molecular function: minor groove of adenine-thymine-rich DNA binding. Bases 192 to 1253 code for a protein of 353 amino acids. The record is from RefSeq and is a predicted model, not a curated record. The transcript is spliced from 5 exons. NCBI's taxonomy places the organism in Eukaryota, Viridiplantae, Streptophyta, Magnoliopsida, Ericales, Ebenaceae.